AUGUACAACAUCGGGCCGAGACUUACAAUUGAGUUAUCUCCUUUUCAAACUCGUCAUACUGUCGCACCAGGACCUGCUCGUUCUGCAGCCAGUAUGUCUCGCCUUUGCGGUACAACACGGCCAUGGUGUCUUUGA
This is a messenger RNA of Colletotrichum truncatum, 135 nucleotides long. RefSeq lists its product as uncharacterized. Lineage: Eukaryota; Fungi; Ascomycota; Sordariomycetes; Glomerellales; Glomerellaceae. The record is from RefSeq and is a predicted model, not a curated record.